Messenger RNA from Nyctereutes procyonoides (raccoon dog), 667 nucleotides. It is a transcript of the gene MRPL35, whose product is annotated as mitochondrial ribosomal protein L35. The coding region runs from base 22 to 579 and encodes 185 amino acids. Gene Ontology annotation, cellular component: ribosome; mitochondrion. The transcript has 4 exons. Gene Ontology annotation, molecular function: structural constituent of ribosome. Gene Ontology annotation, biological process: translation. NCBI's taxonomy places the organism in Eukaryota, Metazoa, Chordata, Mammalia, Carnivora, Canidae. The record is from RefSeq and is a predicted model, not a curated record.
GCCGUAGGGCGGCGUGGCAAGAUGGCGGCCCCUGUCUUUGCUCGUGCCGUGAAGGCCGCCUCAGGAGUCUUACGGCCCCUGGUGUCUUCAGCCUAUCAAAACCAUGUCAAGAAUGCCUGUCUUAGUUCUGCACAGUCCACCCGACAUUUUAGUUCUCUUCAGACACCAAUUGUUUCCUCUGCUCCCAGACUUAGCACAUGUGUUGGAAACCUGACAUGUGGGCAUACUGCAGCAAUCCUCAGCAGAGUGGCCCCCUUGCUUUCAAAUGUCCUGAAGUUACCAGUGAGAACUGUAACAUACUUCAGUUCAAGGAAAGGGAAGAGAAAAACUGUGAAAGCUGUCAUCUAUAGGUUUCUUCGACUUCACUCUGGCCUUUGGCUAAGGAGGAAGGCUGGUUACAAGAAAAAAUUAUGGAAAAAGACGACUGCAAGAAAAAGGCGCUUGAGAGAAUUUGUGUUCUGCAAUAAAACCCAGAGUAAGCUCUUAGAUAAAAUGACAACGUCCUUCUGGAAGAGGCGAAACUGGUAUGCUGACGAUCCUUAUCAGAAGUAUCAUGAUCGGACAAACCUGAAAGUAUAGAUCAGAAGUUUUAUGACUUCCUAGUUAUUGAAUAUGCAUCUUUAUGUAUAUGAUGUCUUUGCAAAAUGGAAUAAAUACAAAACUUGAA